Erpetoichthys calabaricus (reedfish) is the source of this 3435-nucleotide messenger RNA. It is a transcript of the gene itpka, whose product is annotated as inositol-trisphosphate 3-kinase A. The transcript has 7 exons. Gene Ontology annotation, molecular function: inositol tetrakisphosphate kinase activity; inositol-1,4,5-trisphosphate 3-kinase activity. Gene Ontology annotation, biological process: inositol phosphate biosynthetic process. Bases 177 to 1724 code for a protein of 515 amino acids. Gene Ontology annotation, cellular component: cytoplasm; nucleus. Lineage: Eukaryota; Metazoa; Chordata; Cladistia; Polypteriformes; Polypteridae. The record is from RefSeq and is a predicted model, not a curated record.
AAAGUAGGAGGAAGUUCUGCAAAGCCCCAGCCUGCUUUCAAAAACAACUCUGCAGAGCGGCUUGGAGGCACGCUGUGUGCGUCUGAGUGACUUGGGGAGUGUGUGCUUCGUCACAGAGCGCUUUGUGUAGUUGUACAGAAAAAAAAAGUUUGCCACAAAAAAGGGAAGAGCGGCGUAUGCAAAUCGCAGAAAGCGUGGGGAUGACUAGCUUGACUGCUAGUGCUGGGUGCUCUCCUGAUUGCGACAAGAACCCGACUGACAACCUCUCUGCCUCUGAAGGCCCGCGGCGUCGCAACUCCGGGGUGGCUGCAGGUGACACGGGAGCCGAACCUGUUCGUGGAGAGGUCAGCGUGCACCAGCUCCGUGCCCUCUUCGAGGCGCGCAACACUGAACCCCGGCACUGCUCUCCUCACCCUCGCGGCAAGCACAUGCCCAAGGAACGCCGACGGUCCUCCCGAGAGAGCACCCAGUCCGGGUGGUCUCAGAAGGAGCGCCGGAGCAGCCGUAAGUCGUCUGACACCUGUAACGGUGUGCUUCCCUCUGAUGAGCCAAACAGGGCGCAAGCAGCAACGAGGGAAGGGCGCAAGCAGGAGCAGCUGCAGUGCGUCCCGCAGGUGACCAUCACACCGGAGGGAGGCGGCAGCCCUCGGGAAAUGAUCGUGGACUUGGACGAGGUGAACGGUCCCCUACGGAGAAGACUGUCCAACUCUUCUCUAUCCUCCACGGGCUCUUCGACGGUCUUGGACGAGUCCGAGGAUGACAUCUUGAGCGACAACGAGACGAAGAGCAAAGGCAUCGUGACUCUCGAGACCUCGGAAGACCUAACAGUUAACCGUCCCUGGUGGAAGAUCAAAACGAUAGUUCACUGCCCAUUGGUUGUUCCACCAAGGAAGCGUUAUGCCUGGGUUCAGCUUGCAGGGCACAAAGGUAGCUUCAAAGCCGGGGAGGAAGGAACCAUUCUGAAGAAGUUCAGCGAAAACGAAAAGGCUUGCUUUGAGAGGCUCAUGAAUGACAUCCUGCAUUCCUACGUGCCAAAUUACCAUGGGGUGGUAGACAGAGACGGAGAAUCCUUCCUUCGGCUGACAGAUCUGCUGGCCGAGUUUGAUGGGCCAUGCGUCAUGGACUGCAAGAUGGGAGUGAGGACGUACUUGGAAGAGGAGCUGGUGAGAGCCCGCGAGCGUCCCAAGCUGCGCAAGGACAUGUACAAGAAGAUGAUGGAAGUGGACCCCAAUGCCCCCACCGAUGAGGAGCACACCCAACAGGCUGUCACUAAACCUCGGUACAUGCAGUGGAGGGAGACGCUGAGUUCCACCAACACGCUUGGUUUCCGAAUAGAGGGCAUCAAGAAGGCUGACGGCACCUGCAACACGGACUUUAAGAAGACAAGGACGAAAGAGGAAGUGGCCCAGGUCAUCAAGGACUUUGUGGAGAACAACAGGAAUAUUUUGAAAUCUUACCUCACCAAGCUAGAAGAAAUCCGGAAUAUUCUGGACCGCUCUGAAUUCUUCAAGAGACAUGAGGUCAUCGGGAGCUCACUGCUGUUCAUCCAUGAUCACAAGGAGCUGGUGCGCGUGUGGCUCAUCGAUUUUGGAAAAACCACACUGCUUCCAGAUGGCCAGACCCUGGACCACUGUGUCCCCUGGUGUGAAGGAAAUCGUGAGGAUGGCUACCUUUGGGGUCUUGACAACAUGGUCAACUUAAUCACAGAUAUAGUGAAUGAAUGAAUGACUGGAUCAGAUGGACAUGCACACUUUGCAUGACUGCACUGACAACAGGGAGCAGAAACACUCAAAAAGUGGACACUGACACUCCUCAAUAGCUACCUGUUAGGUGUCAACUGGUCUUCAUUGGGGAGACUUCUGCUUUUUUGACUUUUGUUGGGGCAGCAACUGUUUGGUCCAGGCUGACUAUGACGACAAAGGUAAAGAGCCCAAGGGGAAUUCUUCAAGAAUUACAAUGGCACACCCUGGCCUUUCAUUAUUGGCGCUGCAAAUACGACUGGAAAAGCUGGGUGUAGCCCACCUGUACCUGCCCUUCUUCUAGUGUCAGUGGGCCGUGCCUCUUGUGAAUGUUGUUUUCUUUAGUGUGGACAAUCUGAGGUUAGCUUGGCCACUCAGCUAAUGUCGCUGGUACCUGGGGCAGUGCUGCCCACCCCAGUGCCCAAUCUCAUUUAUAUUUUCAUGUGUGGAGGAAUGUGAGUUGCCCUGAUUCUGUCUCUCUCUCUCUCCACCCCCAUUCCAUCCAUCGCUCCACUGGGCAGAUGCAGUUGUCUCUUUGGGCAUGAAUGCCCGGUUUACCAAGUCUAGUGAAUGCAUCCUUCCCGUGUUUCUAGCCCUGAUUGCAGAUAGCUAGCUACAGUGUGUGAGUUUUUCUUUAAGAGAUUUGUUUCAGUUUUCCCUUAAUUGUGUCAUUUCAAAAUUCUUUGGUCUUCCCACUUCAGGCUUUCUUUCUUUUAUUUCCUUGUAUCUCAUUUAUUUUACUCAUCCUUGCCUUCUCUUCAUAUCUGGAGUUUGGGAGAAAGCUGAAGCAUUCAGAGAAAAGUCACAGAAACACUGUGGACUGCACAUGAACUCAGGGCAGGUUUUGAACGUGGACCUCUGGAUUUUUAGUGGGGUUUCCAUCCAUUUAUUGAAUGCGCUUUCAUCUUGUGAUGGGGACGCGGCCUGCUUGGAGCACCAGGGUACACUCGAUUGCUUUGGAGAUUUCACUUGACCUAACCUACAAAGGGUAUGGGUGGACGACGCAGAUAAAGAGCCACAUAGGCACUGGAAGAACGUGCAGACUCGAGCAUUGUGCACCCAUCCGACACCACAGGGCAACCGCGACAGGUGCAGAUGUACUGACCGCAGCCAACAGUGACUAUGAGAAGGUUCACAGUUUUAGUUUUAGUCAAUUUCAUUAACAUUUUUUAUCAACACGUUCCAUGUUAACCAACAAGGUUUGUGCUGCAUGCCUUUUUAAAAUACCACACAAUAUGUUUACAGUACACAGUAAAACACUAAGAUGACUCACUUUCCCUUAUGACUAUUUUUACUCCUCUGACUUUUUUCCUUUCUAUUUAUUGUUUAUAUUUCUUUUUAUUUAAAAAUGUUUGCAUUAUUCUGUAUAUUGGUUCUAAUGUAGAUGCAUCACUUUUUAGAUUUGAGGAACAGCCAGAUCAUCUUCCUUAGACACUCCAUUUGCAGCUUUACUUUUUACUAAAGAUUUUGCCUUCACAGCAUUCCAAAAAAACAAAAGGGUCAAUAAAAGGCUCUCCUGACAGGGACCCCUGGUGGCAGCAGCUCAGUGCGUCACAGAUGAACCCAGUGAUGUCCUGAGAGCCACAGUGACACCUAGUGUCAGGACUGAGCCCAUGCUGGCACUUCUGACUGAGUGUGCUGCCAGACAGAGCAGGUCUGUGUCUUCACAAGCUGCCAUAAUCGACCAGAAGAUCUG